Seriola dumerili (greater amberjack) is the source of this 1551-nucleotide messenger RNA. It is a transcript of the gene mtg2, whose product is annotated as mitochondrial ribosome associated GTPase 2. Lineage: Eukaryota; Metazoa; Chordata; Actinopteri; Carangiformes; Carangidae. Gene Ontology annotation, molecular function: GTP binding; GTPase activity; magnesium ion binding. The transcript has 6 exons. Gene Ontology annotation, cellular component: mitochondrion. The coding region runs from base 222 to 1460 and encodes 412 amino acids. The record is from RefSeq and is a predicted model, not a curated record.
GGUAGCUGUGGCAUUUGUACAUGAGAGCUAAGCAAAUAUAACGUGUUAUUGGGUUUUCUUUUAUUAUUCUAUUUAAAGAAAUGUAUGUCCAUCCGGAAUUGACAGUAUUAAUAACAGUAUUUUUCAGACAGUAUACUGUUUUGCUCUCUACUCGUGAUGUGUAAAAACGGUCGAGGUCACAUUGUUAAACAGUUUGCCAACCAACUUGUUACCUUAGAAUAAUGUUGGCCACGUUGUCGAGAGUUAAAACCCCUCGGUGGCUUUCUCCGGACAUACUUUCAGGGUACAUACCAAGAGGAAACGAACUGAGCUUGUUCAGUCGCAGUAGUUCUCCAGUAUCAGCGGCGUGGAGACUGAGAGUCAGAGAUGUCAGCACCUCCUCCUCGCUGUGCGCCAAAGUCCGAGGAAACCAGAAGAAGGGAGAGCUGUCAGAAAAGAAGCUGACCCGUCACUUUGUAGACCAGCGCCGUGUGAAGCUGGUGGCUGGUUCAGGCGGUAAAGGUGCCUGCUGCUUUCACAGUGAGCCCCGAAAAGAGUGGGGUGGACCGGAUGGAGGGAAUGGAGGUGAUGGAGGAAGCGUCAUUAUCAAGGCUGAUCGGUUUGUCAAAUCAUUGGCACAAAUAAUUCCGAUUUACAAGGGAGAGGAUGGGCAAUCAGGGGGCAGUAAAAACUGUUACGGCCGGAACGGCAGCCCAACUUAUGUUUGUGUACCAUUAGGCACCGCUGUGAAGGAAGAGGGCAAAACUAUAGUGGACCUUUCUGAGCAUGGUCAAGAGUAUCUGGCUGCAUUUGGAGGAGCUGGAGGAAAAGGGAAUCGAUUCUUUCUGUCCAAUGAGAACCGUGCCCCCAUGACAGCAACCUCAGGAAUGCUGGGCGAGGAGAGGGUCCUUCAGCUGGAGCUACGCACCAUGGCCCAUGCUGGACUGGUAGGGUUUCCUAAUGCUGGAAAAUCAUCAUUAUUGAGAGCCAUCUCCAAUGCCAGGCCUGCUGUUGCUGCUUACCCUUUUACAACACUCAACCCACAUGUAGGAAUUGUCAAUUACAGGGAUCAUGAGCAAGUUGCAGUUGCUGACAUCCCAGGCAUUAUUCGAGGAGCCCAUCUAAAUCGAGGCCUGGGCAUCUCUUUCCUGCGUCACAUAGAGCGCUGUCGUUUCAUCCUCUUUGUUCUGGACCUGUCGACUCCGGAGCCCUGGACUCAGCUCCAACACUUGCGUUAUGAACUGGACCAGUAUGAGCCUGGUUUGUCCCAGCGCCCUCAGGCCAUCAUAGCCAACAAAAUGGACCUGCCUGAGGCCCAGGAGAAGCUUGAGACUCUCAGGAGCCAGGUCAUUGAGCGGAUCAUCCCUGUGUCAGCUCUCACUGGACAGAACACAGAGGAGCUCAUCCUCCACCUCAGAGAGCUGUAUGAUGGCUACCGCCAAGGACAAGGUAGUGGGAAAGGUAAACCCACCAGGUCAUAGUGAAAACUAUUUCCUCUUGCUCUGUUGAUAUCCCUACAUUGUAUAUUUAUACUGGAAGAUAUAAAAUGUAUUUAAUAAAUAUGAAUAUAUA